Molecule: messenger RNA, 1467 nt
Organism: Salvia miltiorrhiza (redroot sage)
Lineage: Eukaryota; Viridiplantae; Streptophyta; Magnoliopsida; Lamiales; Lamiaceae
Product: glyoxylate/succinic semialdehyde reductase 2, chloroplastic
Exons: 12
Coding region: 205-1263 (352 amino acids)
Cellular component (GO): chloroplast
Molecular function (GO): NAD binding; NADP binding; glyoxylate reductase (NADPH) activity
Source: RefSeq, a predicted model, not a curated record
GAGACCUUUAUAUACCACUUCUGACUGACCAUCCAUGGAUGCCAGUUCACCGAUUUUUGCGCUUUACGCGCAACGAAUAACUAUUUCUUGUCCAUAAACUUUCAAUUUACGGGUAUAAACUGACAAAAGGUUCAAGAUUUCGAAAAGGGAUGGCCAAGAUUCUGAUGGUGAGGGCCAGUUGCAGCAGUAACCAUUAUCUACCCUAUGCUGCACUUCUCUCUCCACAAAAAGCCAUGGUUAUGUGCUCAAGUUUUUCCCCAGUCCAAUUUGGGGCUAAGCCCAUUUCUUGCUCUCCCAUUAAACCCCAUUUCUGUAUUAAAGUUAAGGGCUUCUCUUCUCAAGAAUCCAAUUCACCUACCAAAGGUACUUGUGGAUGAGCUCCCUACUCGAGUUGGUUUUUUGGGCCUCGGAAUUAUGGGUUCUCCAAUGGCGCAAAAUCUCAUAAAAGCAGGAUGUGAUGUCACUGUUUGGAACCGAACGAAAAGCAAAUGCGACCCUCUUAUCUCCUUGGGUGCAAAAUAUAAACCCUCACCCGAGGAAGUAGCUGCCUCUUGUGAUGUCACAUUUGCCAUGCUUGCUGAUCCCGAAAGUGCAGUCGAUGUAGCAUGUGGGAAGCAAGGGGCAGCAAGUGGUAUGAGUCCCGGAAAAGGUUAUGUAGACGUCUCCACCGUUGAUGGCCCCACUUCCAAAUUGAUCAGUGCACGCAUAAAAUCUACUGGAGCUCUAUUUUUGGAGGCUCCAGUUUCAGGCUCGAAAAAGCCAGCUGAAGAUGGAAAACUAAUUUUUCUCACUGCUGGUGACAAAUCUCUCUAUGAAAUAGCUGCCCCGUAUUUAGACCUCAUGGGAAAGUCAAGAUUUUACCUUGGCGAUGUUGGCAAUGGAGCUGCAAUGAAGCUCGUCGUCAACAUGAUUAUGGGAAGUAUGAUGGCCUCAUUUUCCGAAGGAUUGCUCCUUAGUGAGAAAGUAGGCCUUGAUCCUAGCGUGCUUGUUGAGGUAAUCUCUGAGGGUGCCAUCAGUGCGCCGAUGUACUCCAUGAAAGGUCCUUCAAUGGUGAAGUCGCUCUACCCAACUGCAUUUCCACUCAAGCAUCAGCAGAAGGAUCUUAGACUCGCUCUAGGGCUGGCUGAGUCGGUUUCUCAGGCGACUCCGGUUGCAGCAGCAGCGAACGAGCUCUACAAAGUGGCCAAAUCUCAAGGACUAAGUGAUGAUGAUUUCUCAGCAGUGAUUGAAGCGUUGAAACCCAACCUCAAACAAACAUCUUAGGAUGCUGUGAUUCAUUUUGUUAGCUCCUUUCUAAUGCUACACAUAGGCCAAAUUAUAAUUUUAAAUAUAAGAGCUUUUCUCGUUCAAUAUUACGAAUUCGAAUUAUAAUAAUCUUUUUUUUUGUUUACUCCGUUCUAGGAAAAUCAAAUAUUGUGAAAUACUGCAAUAAUUCCAAAUUGAAUGACAUUCUUCUUUGUUUUGGGA